This is a messenger RNA of Motacilla alba alba, 5906 nucleotides long. It is a transcript of the gene CTCFL, whose product is annotated as CCCTC-binding factor like. Gene Ontology annotation, molecular function: RNA polymerase II cis-regulatory region sequence-specific DNA binding; DNA-binding transcription factor activity, RNA polymerase II-specific. Lineage: Eukaryota; Metazoa; Chordata; Aves; Passeriformes; Motacillidae. The record is from RefSeq and is a predicted model, not a curated record. The transcript is spliced from 15 exons. The coding region runs from base 1560 to 2828 and encodes 422 amino acids. Gene Ontology annotation, biological process: regulation of transcription by RNA polymerase II.
AAAACAGAAGUUUUUGAGAUUUUACAGACUUACUAGAACUCAAUAAAUGUAAAGGUUUUUAGAUGCUCAGAAAAAAGUGUCACUAGGAAGCUUAACUCAUCACUACAAACCAAGGUGCAACAAAGCACUCACAGUGAGAUCUGAAAGUUGUUAAUGGCAUAUAAUAAUACUCAGAAAUUCUACUUCCCUCCCAUUGCUAACUCUCCUACAUAUUGUCACCUCCAAGGAGUUUGUCACUUGGGUAUUUUGCUAUAAAAUUGUCGAUUUUUAAAGAUUCUCUAAGCUGUUCUACUAAGGGAAGAGCACUGCCUCUGGAUUGCUAUUUCUGUGGUGUUUUGCUCAGCUGACACUGAGCACACUCUGACAGCCGCUGGACUGGAUGCCACAGAGUCCAGACGCAAGGGCAGCCCUUGCAAGCUCAGAGGGAGCAGGGCAGGGAUCGUUCUCUCAAUUUCCAAAAGAAAACGUGAACCGUGCAAAUUGCCUGCAGUUGCAAAAGAGCCUGUGAGCGAGCCAAGCGCUUGUUCCAGACCCUGCGCGGCGCCGGGCGAUAUUUCCGCCUCACGGCCCCUCUCCUGCAGGCAGCUCUUCAGCACUGACCCAUCUGCAGGAGGGCUGGGGGCCCUGCCACGUGUGCUGCACGCUCCCCUCCACGUGUGCUGCGUGAACCGAGAGACCGAGCCUCUGCCACUGGCCACAGCAGGGGUUUUUUGCUGGAUGAACAGCAGAACCACAACCAGGAGAGAAGGGGACAGACCACACUAACCAGAGUGAAAAACAGUCAGCAAAAGGUGAAGCGUAGAUGUUCUCUGCCCAGAAAACCUGAAACAAAAGAUGGAUACGAAUGACAGAUCAAGAGACUUUCAGUAUGUAGAGGCAGCACUGAAUGGAGUAAUUGUGAUUCACAAAAUGUGUCACCCAGGAGCAGAAAAGAUGUACAACUAAGCCUGUUAUACCAUAUUUCCAUUACCAGUUCCUGAUGGAGAGGCCUGGGGCUAUGUGGUUGUGGACUUAAAGUGAUGGUUCAACAUUGUAGCAGUGCAGAAAACUAGGAAUUAAGAUUUUUGAAUUAAGAAGUUGAUUUGAACUCUUCAGAAAAUUUCAUGCCCAAGAGGAUUUGUUAUCUGAGCUGGAAAAAAAGUGCACAGGAACCCACUGCUCUUCUGAACCCACCAACCACCUCCUUACUGCUGAUUUUGCAAGGUUUAACCUGGACUUGCUGCACAUCCACGUGGAAGCAGAAUUUGAACUCCUCUGGGUUUCUGGUGGUCUCUGAAGAAAUGCUUCAUAUUUGUGAAAGUGGGACACCAAAGGAACAAGAAGCACCAAAAUAUACAGCAAAAAGACUUCAACCAUGUAGUGACAGCUUCAAGACCUGAGCAACAUUUAAAGGAGCCAGAUGAAUUAGAAGAUUGCCAAAGUAUCUCCGCUUUCUCCGAAGCAGUUAUCUGUUCUGGGCCUAAUUCCAAGCCCUGUUAAAUUGAUGGCAAUCCUUCCAUGGGCAUCGGAGGAAUGCAGUUUAGAACCUGUGAUGGAGGUGCAAAGCAUCACCAGAGAGGAUGGAUAAACAGCCUCUGCAGUCAUCCAAAAUUGACAGAGAUAAUGAUGCCAUUGCAUUUGAAAAUAACAUCCAGCAACUGAGCCCAUCUGAAGAGGGGGAAGCAAAGGAAUUUUUUUCCACUGUUGGGGAAACAAAAAGUCAGAGCUGCAAAGGAGGUGAUGAUUUGUCAGACUUAUUCAAUGAAAGUAAAGAGCAGGAAUAUCCAACUGCACCAGAACAAACAGUUGUAAGAAAUCUCAAGAAUCUAAAAUUUGAGGCUUGUGCUCCACAACAGGAGAAAGGAGGAAAAAAAAGUUUCAACUGUUUAUUCUGCCCAUUCACCUCAGUCAAGUUAUCCAGUCUUAGGCGUCAUUUGAAAACCCAUUCGGAUGAGAAGCGUCACGUGUGUCACCUCUGCCCGAAGGCCUUCCGUACAGCAGCUCUGCUGCACAACCAUGUGAACACUCAUACAGGGAACAAACCCCAUAAAUGCAGUGAGUGUGACACUGCCUUUGUGACCCGAGGGGAGCUCUCACGACACAGGAGGUACAAGCACACUUUGGAGAAGCCUUUCAAGUGCACAAUAUGUGAAUACUCCAGUGUAGAAGCCAGCAAGAUGAGACGCCACGUUCGCUCGCACACGGGAGAGCGGCCCUACCCCUGUCACCUGUGCAGCUAUGCCAGCAAAGAUGCCUGCAAACUGAAAAGGCACAUGUUAACUCACACUGGUGAAAAACGCUACGAAUGUUACGUUUGCCAAGCCAGAUUCACUCAGAGUGGUACCAUGAAAAUCCAUGUGUUACAGAAACAUGGAGAAAAUGUGCCAAAACACCAGUGUCCACAUUGUAGUACUUCCCUUUCCCGAAAAAGUGAUUUGGGUGUCCACCUGAGGAAUCUGCAUUCCUACAUGGAAGAGGCAGUGAAGUGCAGGGACUGUGAGGCAGCUUUCCAUGAGCGCUACGCCUUCCUUCAGCACAGGAAGACUCACAGGAGUGAGAAAAGCUUCACGUGUGCUCGGUGCAGCUGCACAUGUAACCAGAGUAAUAUGUGUAAGCAUGCUGAAAAUUGUGGAUUGGUGAGGGCAAAAACUGCUACACCCAGAAAAGGAAGCAAAAGCAAAAAUAAAAUCCAUGAGAACCCGAAGCGUGCUAAGCCAGAAGUUGCCCUGAAAUUACUCCCAGAUGACUCUACUGUGAGAAAUGAACAUUGUGCCGGUGAGAUCAUUCCUGUUUCAGAUGAGACAGAAACAGCAACUCCGAAAGAGCACAGAACAGAAGCAACUCAUUAAAUGGAUCCUCAACAUGAUGGACAACUAACGCACAAACAGGCUGGUCUUCCUUGUUCUCAGUAGUUGUAACUGGGCAGCUCAAAGUGUGGCACUACCUCCAGUUAGAAGGGUGGAAAAGAUGCUGUUGGAAGCUGUUGAAGCCCUUCUGUGCUCAUUUCUCUUCUUGCUGCAGUUUCUACUGUGUAACCCAAAUACCACUGCAAAUUGUGAAAGUUAGAGGCAACUUUCACCUGGUUUAUUACAUUCAGGUAAUGACAGAAUGGCAAAAAUCAGCUAAUUUCAGAGUUAUUUAUUAAAGACUAGAUUGGUUGUUUCCCCUUACAGUUGUUUUUUUCCAGCUUUACUCACAGGGUUGCAGACUGAUCUGAGGCAAGUUUAUCCCUCAGUAUCACUGAGAGCUGCCUGAAUUUCAGUGUUUGUAAUUUGCUGAGGUGAGCAGAUGAAAGGCAAUGAUUUUUUAGUACAAGGUACAUUUACUAAAUCUCCUUUCUGCAAACACUUUCGUUUCCAAUCGAAUUCAUGAUGCAAUAGGACGCAUGACACAAUUUUGUGGAAAAGCACCAUUUUUUUGCCUCAUACUACUGCUAAUUAGAAACUAACCUUUUGUCUGAGUUUUUCUCAGCUCACUUACCUGGAGAAACAGAACUGCAUGACAAAAAUGAAGCAGGAACAGCGUGGCAGAGAAGUGUGGAGGACCCCCACAUUGUGGGAAUGUAAAACCUUCUGUGACCUUAAUCUGACUCUUUUUUGAAUGCAGGUGGGAUCUGUUUUCUUUAAGCAGCCUUGCAAGUGUUCCCAUGUACGCUUGUGAUCCUCCAUUUAGCACCAGAUCCACACCACAUCCACGACUUUGACUUUAAUUAGAUCUUCAGUAAAGCACAACUGUGUUAUUUAGGAAAGUUCAUGUUUAUAGUAUACUUAAAAAUCAGAAAAUAAUUUAACUGUCAAAUACAAUUCUCUGACUUUCCUUAGGUUGUAAGAACUACUGGGUUUAACACUUAAUAAUUACUAGAGUCAUUACAGUAUGUACUAUUAAUUUUUCUGAUUCAUUACAAUGAUCACAAUUGCUAUUUAUGCACUGUUCACACUUUUUUUUUUUGUCAUUUAUAAUUAAUGCUUGGAAGCCUCAUAAAAUCUUAAAUACUUUUUAAAUAUUCAUCUUUAAUGCUGCUAUUCUUAUGUUACAUUUCAUAAUAAAUAAGUACCAGCAUAACUAACAAAUAUUAAUAACGUUAGGUCAUGUAACAACUGAAUUUAAUUGGAACGCCAAACCCUCAUCCCAAUUUCAAGAUUAACAUCUGUGUUGGACUUCAUUAUGGUGUGGAAUUGGACCAGUAUGAAAAGGUUUGGGUUUGCAGGUUGGGCAGGCUGUGGCUGCAGGUUCUGCUGCUGUGGUCAGAGGAUUCCUGUGCUGUGCACCCCAGGUGAGCUGCAGGCUCACAGCAACUGCAGCUUUUAACUUUUUUACCUUGAAACAAUGAAACAAUGAAACUUCUAAUUUUUUGCCAGUUAGUUUCUUAACAUAGCAUCUUCAUCCUGUACUUGGUGACAUGUCUACAUGCCCGUUCUAGGCUAACUUCUUUAAUCCAGCAGCUGAGACCCAAAGCAGUGCCAGGAGCUUUGUGCCACGCAGUGUCCCCGGUAUCUCAGUGAUCAGAUAAGAGAGGAUGUUGGGAUUAGCAGGAGAUAAUGCAGUCUUAAAUAAAUAAUCCCAUUUAUAGAGACCACACCAAAGGCCACACCAAGACCUUCAUCAAUCAUCUCAGUCAAACACAUGAACAGGAAUUACCACUUUGGUGACAGAAACCUCCUUCAGUUUUGUAGCAAGCCCUGAAAAGUCAGAGGGCUUGAAUUCAUUUAGAUUCCUUAUUGAUUCUGUCCCUCCAUUACAGGUCUGUUACUUCAGUGUUUAUAAAGUUUCAUAUUGAUUGCUCUGUGUCUGUUUUCAUGCUGGUAAAAUUUCAGGAAGUUCAUUUGUUCUUACAAGUGACAGGAUUUAAGAAUACUUUUGUUCAUUAUAAUUGCUUAAAUAAUAUUGUUAACUUCAUUCUUGUUGAGCUGUUUCCAUUUGUGUUAUAAAUUCUAAGCAGCAGAUUGCUUGGUUAAAAUUAAUUUUAGAAGUUGUUUAAAUUCCUUGAUCAAUUUGCUGAAUAUAUAUUGUUCAUUUGAAUUGUUAAUAACAAAGCUGACUCAUUCUGUGCUGACAUCUAAAAAUCAGACUACAUAGAGUGGAAUGUGAAUGUAGUAAUAAAAGAUAUUUUUAUCUCUGAACUUUCAAAUUAUUAUUUCAGUAGUUAGAAGCCAUGAAUGUGUCAUUUUGGAAAUCAAGAAAGAGUGCUUUGACCUCCUCAGGAGCCAUUCCUAGUGGCCUUAUGCUUUUUAACAGCAGUGAUUGUUCUUCAUGAUUAAGAGUUUGCAUAAUGAUGCAAAUGCAAAUAUUUGCAUCACUAUUCUGAUUUAUAUUUUACAAAGAUAAUUUAAUUUCAUUAUAUUACUCACAUAUUUUGGACCAGUAGAUCUGUAUUAACAUCUUUUAAAGCAAUGCAUAUUCUGAACAGAGGCCAAAUUUAAAAUAUUUUAAUUUACUAAUUGUGGAGGAGUUGUUAAAUACACAGGAAUUAUUCAUGUCUGAAACAGAUAAUACUGGAGUGUUCUGUAGCAUUAUGUAACAGUGUUCUGAGAUAAUUCACUUAUUUGGGAAAGAAGAGGAAACUUGCAUUCUGAGUUUCCUUUGCAAGCUGAAAUUGUCUAUGCUUUAAAUAGUUAAUGUGUGAGGAAAUACAGUUUUUCACAGACCCAGCUGAUAAAAUGCAGAGAAAGAGUAAAACCAGGCCUUUGGAUACUUUUUUUUUUACUAUUUAGGCUCUGUAAUAAAACAGACUUGACACAGGAGUAGCUUCAAUGACGCUAAAACGCGACAUGACCUUGUGGAAGUGACGUGUCAAUUAGAAUGAACUGUGUCCUGAAAUUUGGAAGAACUGACCUCAGAAGAAUCCUGGACAAAAGAAGAAGGAGCCAAGACUGGAAACUGGCUCUGCAGGAGCUCCUGCUGGAGUUCAGGGGCAGUGCUGGUCUGGG